CUGAGGCUAGGAUAGGCAAGAUGGCACCCGGCCGGGAGGGCGAGCUUGACCGCGACUUCCGAGUCCUUAUGAGCCUCGCCCACGGCUUCAUGGUCUCCCAGGUGCUGUUUGCUGCCCUGGAUCUGGGCAUCUUCGACCUUGCGGCCCAGGGCCCGGUGGCAGCGGAGGCGGUGGCACAGACUGGGGGGUGGAGUCCGCGGGGAACGCAGCUGCUAAUGGACGCCUGCACCAGGCUGGGGCUACUAAGAGGGGCCGGGGACGGCUCCUACACCAACUCUGCGCUGUCAUCCACAUUCCUGGUGAGCGGAAGCCCCCAGUCUCAACGCUGCAUGCUGCUCUACCUGGCGGGCACAACAUACGGCUGCUGGGCCCACCUGGCUGCUGGGGUCAGGGAAGGGCGGAACCAGUACUCCAGGGCCGUGGGCAUCUCCGCUGAGGACCCCUUUUCGGCCAUCUACAGGUCAGAGCCUGAGCGCCUGCUGUUCAUGAGGGGCCUGCAGGAGACAUGGAGUCUAUGCGGGGGACGGGUCCUCACAGCCUUUGACCUCUCACGCUUCCGGGUCAUCUGUGACCUUGGCGGCGGGUCUGGGGCGCUGGCACAGGAGGCCGCCCGCCUCUAUCCCGGUAGCUCCGUGUGUGUCUUUGAUCUCCCUGAUGUCAUCGCCGCUGCCCGCACCCACUUCCUGUCGCCAGGGGCAAGACCCAGUGUGAGGUUUGUCGCUGGUGACUUCUUCCGUUCCCGCCUCCCCCGCGCUGACCUCUUCAUUCUUGCCCGGGUCCUGCACGACUGGGCUGAUGGUGCCUGCGUGGAGUUGCUGGGGCGGCUGCACAGGGCCUGCAGGCCAGGUGGUGCACUACUGCUGGUGGAGGCAGUGCUGGCCAAGGGCGGGGCUGGGCCGCUGCGGUCGCUCCUGCUGUCACUCAACAUGAUGCUGCAGGCUGAGGGGUGGGAGCGCCAGGCCAGCGACUACCGCAACCUGGCCACUCGUGCAGGCUUCCCCCGCCUGCAGCUGCGGCGUCCUGGUGGGCCAUACCAUGCCAUGCUGGCCCGGCGGGGACCCCGCCCUGGGAUCAUCACAGGAGUGGGAAGUAACACUACGGGGACAGGAAGUUUUGUCACAGGUAUAAGACGUGAUGUCCCUGGGGCAAGAAGUGACGCUGCAGGGACAGGAAGUGGCACUGGAAACACAGGAAGUGGCAUCAUGCUACAGGGAGAGACGUUGGAAUCAGAGGUCAGCGCCCCACAAGCAGGAAGUGACGUUGGCGGGGCAGGAAAUGAACCCAGAAGUGGCACCCUCAAGCAAGGAGACUGGAAGUGACUGGGGAGUGAGGGCAGGGAAUCCUGGGCAAGAAAUGAUGUCCCGGAUGGGAAUGGAGGAGUUUUGGCCAGGAAGUGACGCCAUAACCAAAACCUGUGACUUGGGAUAGGAAGUGACAUCAUGGGUGGGAAUUUAUGACUUCUGGACAGUUACAUUACAGCUGAGAGUCAGUGAGUUUUAGGCAGGAAGUGAUGUCACAGUAAUGGUGGGGUAGGGGACAAUAAACGCA
Molecule: messenger RNA, 1548 nt
Organism: Rattus norvegicus (Norway rat)
Lineage: Eukaryota; Metazoa; Chordata; Mammalia; Rodentia; Muridae
Gene: Asmt
Product: acetylserotonin O-methyltransferase
Exons: 8
Coding region: 21-1319 (432 amino acids)
Biological process (GO): melatonin biosynthetic process
Molecular function (GO): O-methyltransferase activity; protein dimerization activity; acetylserotonin O-methyltransferase activity
Source: RefSeq, marked validated